Messenger RNA from Aspergillus terreus NIH2624, 1032 nucleotides. RefSeq names its product aldo/keto reductase. The transcript has 4 exons. The record is from RefSeq and is a predicted model, not a curated record. The coding region runs from base 1 to 1032 and encodes 343 amino acids. Lineage: Eukaryota; Fungi; Ascomycota; Eurotiomycetes; Eurotiales; Aspergillaceae.
AUGGAAUACGCACGUCUAGGGGACUCAGGCCUCAAGGUCUCAAAGAUAAUACUAGGGGCUAUGACAUUCGGCGCCCCCGAAUGGCAGGGCUGGGUACUGAAUGAAGAAGAAUCCCUACCACUUCUUGAACACGCCUACAAGAAAGGCAUCAGAACCUGGGAUACGGCCGACAUGUACUCCCAUGGCAAAUCCGAAGAAAUCGUGGGAAAGGCUCUGAAGAAAUACAACAUCCCCCGUUCCCGCGUGGUAAUCAUGACCAAAUGUUACUUCGGUGUAGACGAUCAGGGGAACUAUCCUCCGCCUCUGACGACCGGGCGGCAGAACGAGGGUGACUUCUUGAACCGCGUCGGUCUUUCUCGCAGACACAUCUUGGAGGCUGUUGAUGCCAGUGUUGAGCGGCUGGGAACGUAUAUCGACGUGUUGCAGAUCCACCGUCUGGAUCGAGAGACACCACGCGAGGAGAUUAUGAGAGCGCUGAACGAUGUCGUCGAAAGCGGCAAGGUUCGAUAUAUCGGCGCGAGUUCGAUGGCCGCUUGGGAAUUCCAGACCCUCCAAAACAUCGCCAUCCGCAACGGCUGGCACAAGUUUAUCUCCAUGCAGAACUACCACAACCUCAUUGCCCGCGAGGAGGAACGAGAAAUGAUCCCGUACUGCCUGGACAGCGGCGUGUCUCUGAUCCCCUGGUCGCCUGUCGCGCGUGGAGUCCUCGCCAGACCGUGGAAUUCUCGCUCGACCGUGCGCGAACAAACUGAUGUUGGGCUACGUAUGUUUAUUCGUGCGCGCGAGACCGAGGCCGACAAGGCUAUUGUUGAUCGCGUGGAAGAAUUGGCGGGCAAGAAGGGCCUCAGCAUGGCACAGGUUGCUAUUGCAUGGUUACUGAGUCACCCCAGCGAGUACCCUAUCGUCGGGCUGAACACGAAGGAUCGCAUUGAUGAGGCGGUUGCGAGUGUCCAGGUCAAACUGACGCCGGAAGAGAUUCAGUAUCUUGAAGAACCGUAUGUCCCAAAGGCUAUCCUUCCGGGGGAGCGAUAA